Molecule: messenger RNA, 513 nt
Organism: Brenthis ino (lesser marbled fritillary)
Lineage: Eukaryota; Metazoa; Arthropoda; Insecta; Lepidoptera; Nymphalidae
Source: the annotation of a GenBank genome assembly
AUGGAAAACUAUUUUAAAGGAAAAAACGUGGAGGAAGAGUUGGAACGAUGUAAAAUACCUAUCAAUAAUAUUCCUAAUAACUUUCUCUGGAUGCAGGUAAAAGGUGGUAGUAAGAUGACCAAUUUGAUAUCUCAUGCAGCUGGGAUCAUAGAAGACAAAGCAGCAACUGCUGUUGUUUGGUCUGGUGCUGGAGUUGCUAUCGCUAAAGCUAUCUCGUGUGCAGAGAUUUUAAAACGACAAUAUUCCAUUCGACAUCAAGUGACAAAAUUAUCUUACAAAAGUGUUGAAGAAUAUUGGGAACCAAAAGUUGAUGGCUUAGAAACAAUUGUGGUUAAAAGACAAAUUCCUGUUAUUCACAUAUUGCUUUCAACUGAAGAAAUACAAGAUAUAAAUCAACUUGGGUAUCAAAAUUCUCAAAAUAAAAAGUUCUGGGAAAAACCUGCUAACAAUGCCACAAAGCAACACCAGUCACAUAAGACCAAGAAGCCAUUUAAAUAUAAAAAUAUAGAACAA